AUGAGUUUAUUGGUAGAUAUCGUUGAUAUUUUGUGUUAUUUACCAUAUCCAGAAGAUUGUCGAUGUAAAUUUAUUGAAGCAUUAAAAGAGUAUUAUAAUGGUAAAGAAGCAGAACUAACAGUUCUAAAAACAUUUGAACAAGACUAUAGAUCGGACAAAGCUAUUUGGUGGUAUACACGUGACAAUUUUGUUCAUCGUUUAUUAAAUCGUGCCUUACGGCAACACAAUAUUGAAAAUUUAGAUGGACCAUUAACAGUAUACCGAGGACAGUUUAUAAGACGCGACGAAAUCAAGAAGAUUAAAGAAUGUGACUAUGAUACGGCAUCAUCAAUUGUAAACAAUAGUUUCUUCUCAGCGACCACUAAUCGUGAUUUAGCGUUAUUGUAUACAAAUCAAUCACAACCUGACGAUGAGAUUCAGUGUGUUUUAUUUGAAAUUGAAAUUGAAACUGAUGCUCGCCUAACAUCUCGUCCUUACGCUGAUAUUGCUGCUUUGAGCAACUUUCCAGAGGAAUCUGAAAUAUUAUUCAUGAUCGCAACAUAUUUUGAGAUCGAACCCGAUGAUUUUAAAUACGAUGAUGAUAAAAAAAUUUGGAUAGUUAAACUGAAAUUAGCAGAUGAUGAUCAUGUAAAAGAUGAUCGAGAAUUUGAAAGUGCAAGCAAGAGAAAAACACUGAAAAACUGUGUUAGUAUAUUUGAAGAUGUUCUUUACAAGGAGUCAUCUGACGUCAGAAUUACAAUAUUCAAUGAAUUGAUUAAUUUAUAUCCAUUAGAAAAAUGGCUUUCUGACAUGAAAGAUUAUUAUCUUGGUCGCUAUCCUGAAAAACAUAUAGAAGAAAUCUACGCUUCGGUGUUAUCAACUCGUUCUGACGUAUUGACAAUGUGGUUUGAAUACAUCAAUGAUACAGAAUUAAAUUGCUACGUCGAUAUUGGUAAAAUUUACAAAGGUAUUGGUGACUGUUAUCCAGAAGAAUUAGAUGAUGAAAAUGCGGCUACAAAACAUUAUGAUCUAGCUAUUAAGUAUUUUCAAUCAGCGAUUGAAAAUACUGCGACGGAUUAUGAAAAGAUAGAGAUAUUCGAUCUGUUAAGUGAUGUGUAUCGAAGCAAGAUGGAAAUCAGCAAUGACGAGAAUGAACAAAUACAAAAUUGUUUACUAGCCAUACAUAACAUGCAACUAAGUAUUGAAAACUUGUUAGUACAUCGUUCAUCUGAUUAUUACGGUAUUGCCAAUCGGAGUGAAGAAUUAGCUGAUCUUCAACAAGCGAUAUCUAAAUAUGAUGAUGCAUUAACUAAUUAUGAAAAAGCGAUUGAUGCUCAUAGGAAACAGUUUGAACCAAAUUUACGCUGGAUUAAAGCUAUUUAUGAAAAAAAUAAUUCGAAUUUAUGA
Molecule: messenger RNA, 1386 nt
Organism: Rotaria sp. Silwood2
Lineage: Eukaryota; Metazoa; Rotifera; Eurotatoria; Philodinida; Philodinidae
Source: the annotation of a GenBank genome assembly